Messenger RNA from Blastomyces gilchristii SLH14081, 4261 nucleotides. RefSeq names its product LCCL domain-containing protein. NCBI's taxonomy places the organism in Eukaryota, Fungi, Ascomycota, Eurotiomycetes, Onygenales, Ajellomycetaceae. Bases 807 to 2921 code for a protein of 704 amino acids. The record is from RefSeq and is a predicted model, not a curated record. The transcript has 4 exons.
GGUCAGGCGCGGAUGGAGAUGCAAAGGCAGGGCAGGGCAGUCAACUCGUGGGGGGCUGGCUCCGGGGCGAACGCCUACAGUUCCAGCGGACCAAUUAGGCGUGCAACCCCUAUUAGUUUUAGGGGUGAUUUCAGCGCCGAGUUCUCGAGUUCCGUCCGGUAUUGAUAUUUCCACUUAUAUUUCUACAAGGGCUCCUCCUCUCCACUCAUCCCGUACCGCCAGCCGAACCCUGAUACGCCGCGACGGGAUAAGCAGCGGGCCAGCCGCGACCAGCAAGGAAGGACAAUGUACUCCGUAGUACUCCGUACUGCGUAGAGAGAGGGGAAAUCGGAUGCAAAUCAAGGGGGGAAGAAAGCCUAGAAGGGCAGCUGAUGGGUUAAAAAUAGAUCGACACCAAUAAUGGAAGAAAAGACGGUAACUAUGUCUCUGGCUGGUACCUUCCUAUACAAACUACUGCGGCGAUCUACCCCGGAGCUACUUCGGGAUUCGGCCUCUCUUCACCAUCCUGCUGACUAACUCCGCCCAACCGGCUGCCCUAUCCGCCAUUCCGCCUCACCUCCACUCCGCCACUCUCACUCACUCCUUGUCGCUCUACUCUGCCUCUUCUAUCUCUGCUGUUUCUGAUAUUGUCUGCUAUCUCGGUGCCGUGAUACCCCGAUAGACCCGCGUCGUAGUCGACUAUUCGUGCUGUCAUUCAUUCUAGUGUCCGUCUGCUUCUUCUUCUUCUUCUUCUUCUUCUUCUUCUUCUUCUUCUUGUUGGCUGCCUGGCGGUCUGAGUUAGUUGCUAUAGAUAGCACAGCGAAACUAUGGCCAGAGAACCGUGGGAUGAUGAAGAGGCACUCUCUGGCAGGACCGUCAUCACCACGCUGACCGACGAUGAGGAUGACCCUUAUACGGACGAACCUGAUGGCAUCCAACAACUGGGCAUGUCAGGAGGUGUUGAGUCGGCGCCCACUACCCUGCCCAUACCUGUCUGGCUGGCGGAAUCCUCCAAAUCUUUCCACUGGAAAUGGGUCCCGCUGCCAUUGCGCAAGGCUGCCCGUUCGACUGUGAAGUGGCUUAAAGGCCCCAAUCCGCCUCGAGUUCUGCUCCUAAAUCCACUUUUCCCUAGCAUACAGGCUAUGCCUGUCAAGCUCGUAGAUCGAUUCUUUCCGAAACGAAAGUACAAGAUUGGUCUUCUGUUGGCGGUGUAUUUUACCUGGUUUCUCCCCUGGGCGUUGGUCCUGAGGAACUCCGCUUCUGGUGGUCAUAUCGAGGGCUAUGGGAAACCUGCUCCGAUCAGUUGUGGUGCUAGCUACUGGGCUAAGGGAAACGAAUGCGGCCUCAAUGGGUAUGAAUGCCGGCCAUUUAACCGCUCGACUUUUGCCUUUCGAUGUCCUGCGUUCUGCAGUAGCCAUCUCGUCCUAGAGCCGUACGUGGUAGGCAAUGAGACUGUCAACUACCAAGCUCUGGUAGUUGGGGGUCCUAUUCCUGGCGCCUCGAGUGAUGAUCUCGAGGGUGCGAUCUAUCGAGCAGAUAGCCACGUAUGCCAGGCCGCAAUACACGCUGGAGUUAUCAGCGACUCUACAGGAGGUUGUGGAGUCGUCGAACUGACUGGCGCUGGCCAUUCGUAUUUCGCCAGCAAGGCGAAUAAACUCGCCUCAGUUGGCUUUCCUUCAACUUUCCCGAAAUCAUUUAGAUUCCUGCGUCUGCCGGGUUCGCAGUCAGACUGCCCUGGCGACUUGCGGUGGCCGUUGUUUGCGAUUACCGCAACCGCUAUUGUCCUAAUCUCCCUCUUUACGACCUCCCCCGCCGUAUUUUUCUUCACGACAUUUUUCAUGCUCAUUCUCCACGUGGGUCUUGUAUCUGAUCCGCCGGAGCUACACAGGGUUGCAGACCUAUUUUCGCUCUUAUGUUCCAGGCUUCUGCCCGCUAGCUUCAUCGCAUACGUGCUCUACAUCUACUGUGCGCGCCCUCUUUUAGAACCACUGGCUUCCCCUCCCGUUUACCAGUUCAGCAAAACAAUCCUAUACCUAGGUCCUGCGUUUGUUGGUGCUCUGAACAACUACACGUUUGCUCUAUGGAUCCCCAUCCAACGUCUUACCCCGCACGACAUCAAAGCCCAGCCAGGCGCGCCCAUCGCCCUCGCCAUCAUGAUCACUAUCAUCGUCUCCAUAGUCCUCGGCCAAGCCUGGCACAUCCGCCAAGGCGGCCAAUUCUUCCACUACCUAAAGAUUUACCUCUGCAUCGGCGCCGGCUUAAUUUUCCUCCUUGUCCUCCCCCAAUUCCGCCUGCGCAUCCACCACUACAUCCUCGCCAUGCUCCUCAUGCCCGGCACCGCCUUCCCCAUCCGUCCCUCAAUCAUCUACCAGGGCCUGCUCCUCGGCCUCUUCGUCAACGGCGUUGCCAGAUGGGGUUUUGCCUCCAUCAUCGAAACGCCAAGUGCACUAGGUGAACUUCCAGGGCCCGGUAGCAAUGGCUGGUGGGGCGCCACUAGCCCCAACAUCACGAACUCCUCCGUCCAUAUCUCGCUGCCGUCUGGCGACCAUGUGGAUAGGGGUAAUGGGAACAUCACCUUCCAGCUGUGGGAGCCGGAGCGCAUGGAGAAGCUGAAUGUGGACGGCAUCAGUGUGCUUGUGAAUGAUGUAGAGCGGUGGCGUGGGUUUGUGGACGAGGAUGUUACUGGGGAGUUUGUCUGGCAUCGGCAGGGGCAUCGGGGACUGGAUAUGUCCAGGCCGAAGCGUUCUGCUGGUGUAGAAGAGUACGAGCAUGAUGAUGACACUGUUAUAUCAAUGCAGGAUCAAGAUGGGAAUGAGGAUCCGGCUGAGGAUCUGUUUUUCCGAUUUGCAUUUUUGAAGGGGUCGAAGGUCGGACUUUAUGGUGGCGUUGGUGUUUGGAAUAGAGAUGGCAGCUGGAUAAGUCCUCCGCCGCCGAGGACUUGAUUUUCUGAUUUUCUGAUUUUCUCUUUCUCUUUUUUCUUUUUUCUUUUUCUUUUUCUUUUUGCUUCUUCUUACACUCAUAUAUACAUUCUUCGCCCCUUCUGUUCCCUGCUCUUCAUGCUCACGAUUGUCUAAUUUGGUAUCCCCUUCUCUUUUCUUUUUUUCCUCUUUUGUUGUAUUGCCGCAAGGCAAUCAAGUAGUCAAACUAGCAUCAUACUUACCUAGACGGACGGUGUGGCGUUUUUAUAUUUGUUCAAACGUUAUCUUUUAUAAACUCGGUUUGUUUUUUCCCGUUUGUUCCCCCCCCUGUUCGCUGCCCUCAUCCCCCCGGCCCCUUUUAACGCACCAGAACCACACGUAUCUGAUAUGGUUCUACAUGGCGAGUUGAGUCAAGUUGUUGAUUUAUGAUGUGAUAUGAUAUGGUGCUUGAGUGAUUUAUGAUUAUGCGGUUUUGUGCGUGAGACAGGUUAGUUACUAUACAUUAUAUACACACACACUCUCUCUAUAUAUAUUUGGUUAUCUUAGAAGAGGACCCGUGAUGGAGAGAAGUUAGAGAGUGGAUGAUAGAGAGGUUUUCCCUUUCCUACUCUUUUUCCACUUUUAUCUCCUCGGAAGGGCACUUUUUGCCGGACCAACAUGAUGGGGCCGAAGAAUCAAUGACAAGGAGGCCUCUCAGUGCGCCAGGAGGUGAUGUCGGCCGGGGCACCAGUUCAAUGACUCCGUGUUUGACGAGGAUAUGCAGGAAACAAAGAUUAAAGAGGUCCCCUCAAAUUCCACUUGAAUUGAGAUCUCCUUGCUUUCAUUGACUGAGAUCAGUCAGCCCCAAAUCAUCCCUCCCACGGUCUCCUUGCGUCCUAACGCCGCUAACGACUCCACCUAAUCUGAGCUUCGAGCAAAAUAACAGCCUUGGAGACGAGCGGAUAAGGAUUUUACACCCGUAGGACGAACAGGCGAUUUCCAGGAUCCGUCUGACCGGCUUCUUCCGCCGCCAACGUCGUCUGUCUCUGUUUCUCUUCCCGGCAUAGAACCCGUUGCUCCAGAUGCGACAGAUACAACGAGCGAACGUCCUUGGGAUAUCACACAUCUCUAUUCUCCCGAUUGUCAAUGGAAAAUCCGAAGCUCACGCAAAUCUUCAAGCCAUUCAACCAAACGCAUCAUCUUCGAACGCUCGAGAGAAUCAAAAUCGGGUCGAUGUACAAAUUCUAAUCCUAACGGUACUCAAAGAGUCCAGAUAACGGUUCGACCGAGGCUUGUCUAUCCAUUAUACAUAGGGCGAGAUUGCAGCCCACAUCUAUCUGCUAUUAUACCUAGCCAGUGAGGAAAAAAAAAAAAAAAAAAAAAAA